Molecule: messenger RNA, 159 nt
Organism: Dentiscutata erythropus
Lineage: Eukaryota; Fungi; Glomeromycota; Glomeromycetes; Diversisporales; Gigasporaceae
Source: the annotation of a GenBank genome assembly
AUGGCAUUUGGAAAGUUAGAUGCUGUUAGAGGAUUAUCAUUAAAAAAGCAUCCAUAUAACUUACUUAAUCUCUCUUUUCACCUUCACAAUGGAUAUGAUGUUUCGGAUAAGAACAGUUCAUUAAAUCUAAAAUUUGAAACAUUUCAAAAGCUCUAUAAA